AUGGCGACCGAGUUGAAGAACAUUCGCAUCAAGACGGGCGUUAUUGCACAAGGAGUGUCGGAAGCCGAAGACCAGCAGCGAAAGGUGGAUCAGAUGCGCCAAGCUGAUCCGACAGAUUACAACAUUAAGAAGCAGGUCGAAAUUCUGGACGAGGCAAAAGCCAUGAUUGCAGACUCACAGCAGAGAUUCGAGACGGCUUUUUCAGAGUUCAAAGCGCUGCUGUCUGUCCAUGCGUCUGUCCAUGCGCAACUGGCCGACACGGACGAAUUUCGGCAAGCGCAGAAAGUGCUCAAUGAUGUUCAAGCAUCCUCGUGA
This is a messenger RNA of Capsaspora owczarzaki ATCC 30864, 315 nucleotides long. Its product is annotated as tubulin binding cofactor A. Gene Ontology annotation, molecular function: beta-tubulin binding. Gene Ontology annotation, cellular component: cytosol; microtubule cytoskeleton. Bases 1 to 315 code for a protein of 104 amino acids. Gene Ontology annotation, biological process: tubulin complex assembly; post-chaperonin tubulin folding pathway. The transcript is spliced from 4 exons. Lineage: Eukaryota; Filasterea; Ministeriida; Capsasporidae. The record is from RefSeq and is a predicted model, not a curated record.